AUGCAAGUGUUUCUUAUGUUGGAGUACGCUAGUAUUUUCAUUGAAUAUACAGCAAAUAAACGAGGGAAGAAAAAUAAAUACAGCCAGCUGUGUGUCCAAAAAAGUAAUGCUGCAGGAUUGAAAACCAACAUAUGCAACAAAUUCAUGGGCUUGAAGGAUCACUCCGUGCAUGAGAACGACACUGUUCCGGGUCGAGAGCCUCUCAAUGUGGAGAACACUGACAAACCGCUAAGUGUGAUUACACCUUGGCCAAUGGUGGAAUCAACCACAUUGGAUAAAAUCUACUCUAGUAUGGAGAAUGUUAGGGAAUGGGCAAUGCAAAGCACAGACGGCACAAGUUCAGACAGUGAAUCUGAGCAUUUGGGAUCUGCCAUUCUAGAGACUGCUGCAGUAAACAGAACCCACCGACAGCUCUGUAGGUCACCUGGUUUGGAGUCCAAUUUACUAAAAUGCAAUGCGAUUCUGCAGGAUAUGAAAACUGAUGCUCAAACAAAACCAAAGGAAGAUUUGAAAUCCACAGAUGAAGACAAAGAUUAUCAAACUAAAAUGGAGUUUGCACUGAAGUUAGGAUAUUCAGAAGAACAAGUACAGCUUGUCCUGAACAAAUUAGGGACAGAUGCUUUACCAAAUGACAUACUGGGUGAACUUGUUAAAUUGGGGAACAAACUUGACUCUGAUCUUGCCUCAUGUGGAACUGGUAACUCUGGGACUGUAACUCCACGAGAUAUGACCUCAACAGAUUCGCAAAGGUCUGAUUCUCCUGUGGAAGAUCUAGCGGAUGAUAGUGAUAACUUAAAACCUAUGGUCAUUGAUGGCAGUAACGUGGCAAUGAGUCAUGGUAACAAGGAAGUGUUUUCCUGCCGAGGGAUUAAACUAGCAGUGGACUGGUUUUUGGAAAGAGGCCACAAAGAUAUUACUGUGUUUGUGCCUGCCUGGAGGAAGGAACAGUCUAGGCCAGAUGCCCUCAUCACAGAUCAAGAAAUCCUGCGCAAGUUGGAAAAGGAGAAGAUUCUUGUCUUCACACCAUCCCGUCGAGUUCAAGGACGAAGAGUAGUUUGUUAUGAUGAUCGCUUCAUAGUGAAAUUGGCUUAUGAAUCGGAUGGUAUAAUUGUAUCAAAUGAUAACUACAGGGACUUGCAGAAUGAGAAGCCAGAAUGGAAAAAAUUUAUAGAUGAGCGUUUACUUAUGUAUUCAUUUGUAAAUGACAAGUUUAUGCCACCCGAUGACCCUUUGGGCCGCCAUGGGCCUAGCUUAGAUAACUUUCUGCGGAAGCGACCUGUUUUACCAGAACACAAGAAACAGCCGUGUCCAUAUGGAAAGAAGUGCACGUAUGGCCAUAAAUGUAAAUAUUACCAUCCAGAACGGGGUACACAGCCACAGCGUUCUGUGGCUGAUGAGCUGCGUGCCAUCGCAAAGAACUCGACAACUAAAACCACUAAUGAAGGCGGCUUAGUGAAGAGCAACAGUGUUCCAACUAAUACGAAGACUGAGGGCAUGUCUGACGUCAAACGUACAGCUCCUAAAAGACAGUCGGACCCAAGUAUACGAACUCCUCUUUAUAAUGAGGUCGAAGAGAAACUUUCCAAUAAAACCAGAUUGGAAACUAGGUCUGUGCCUUCCCUCGUUGGUGCAUCAAAUCCCUCAGCUGCAAAGUAUGGUGGUGGGGCAUCUAGUUCUGGAAUGCACUUUCUUCCACAAGAACAGGGGAUUCCAACACCAUAUGCACCUGUUAUGUCAACCAACAACCAUGGAGCACAUAUGUCCUACAGCAGCCAGCACCCAAAAUGUGAAUCUCCAGUUGAUGUAGACUAUUACUCCAUGGUCAAUGCGUACUCUAAUCUUAGUUUUUCUAGUACACAAAGUCCUGACCGGUUCGCUAUAGAUAAGGAAUACAGAAUGAACCAUAUGGGUUCUGAUUGUAGCAGUGAAGGGAGUAUAAGUUGUGGUAGCAGUGAUUCCUAUGUUGGGUACAAUGAACGAGCUUACCCAAGUUCUCCAGAUACAAUGCUCGAGGAAAACCUCAAGUCUCACCAGUUUCACACCCGACAUCAGCCUUUUAUCCAGGGUUAUCAUGAUAGUCUAACAAGAGUGCAGAGUUAUAGUCAUGAAGAACAAAAACCACAACACAAAACCCCAGUCUCGUACAUAGCUUCACAUUUGCAGCAUCCAGUAGUUGGAGCUCGCUCCAGCUGUCCUGGUGAAUAUCCUGCACCACAGAACACCCAACAUCCACAGAAUAUGCACAUGGCAAGGGCACUGGGAACAACGAGGAUAGAAAGCUUCUCAGACUCUCGGUUGUAUGAAAAUAUGCCAAUGAGACCGAGGAAACCUUAUGUAAGUCAAGAAAGAUUUAACUGGGACUGGCAUGGUUAUGGGAUGGAUGCUUACGGUUAUCCACCAGGAUAUUCAUUACCUAACAACCCCACUCAGCCAUGUUAUGAUCAAUUUACAUUCCAAAGCCUACCUGAAAAAAGGGAGCAGACCUGGAGGAUGCCAUGGAGCGGUCUCCCUCCUGAACCAUCAAAUCAGCAAAGGUUCCAAGAAGCCCGCGACCAGGUUUUCAUAAAUUUGUGCAACAUAUUUCCCGCUGAUCUUGUACGGAUGGUAAUGAAAAGGAAUCCCCACACCAUCGAUGCCCAGCAACUUGCCGCGGCUAUUUUAGUAGAAAAGUCAAAAUUGGGUUAUUGACAUGAAAUGCGUCAGCCUGGUGUCAUUCUUAUUUCUCAGCUGAUCGCUGGUAUCGUUUGCUACAAUAGCAUUUCUGAGAUCCUUCACAGCAAGAAGAUCAUCUAGAAGAGUAACGUGUAAUGAAAUGCUCUGUAGCAAAGGGGAAUUUAUUUUGUGUUUUUAACUUGAAAGUG
This is a messenger RNA of Callorhinchus milii (elephant shark), 2861 nucleotides long. RefSeq names its product probable ribonuclease ZC3H12C. Gene Ontology annotation, molecular function: metal ion binding; mRNA binding; RNA endonuclease activity. The coding region runs from base 1 to 2688 and encodes 895 amino acids. The record is from RefSeq and is a predicted model, not a curated record. NCBI's taxonomy places the organism in Eukaryota, Metazoa, Chordata, Chondrichthyes, Chimaeriformes, Callorhinchidae. Gene Ontology annotation, cellular component: nucleus; cytoplasmic ribonucleoprotein granule. The transcript is spliced from 7 exons.